This is a messenger RNA of Schizosaccharomyces osmophilus, 513 nucleotides long. It is a transcript of the gene get1, whose product is annotated as GET complex (ER membrane insertion) subunit Get1. The transcript has 3 exons. NCBI's taxonomy places the organism in Eukaryota, Fungi, Ascomycota, Schizosaccharomycetes, Schizosaccharomycetales, Schizosaccharomycetaceae. The coding region runs from base 1 to 513 and encodes 170 amino acids. The record is from RefSeq and is a predicted model, not a curated record. Gene Ontology annotation, biological process: tail-anchored membrane protein insertion into ER membrane.
AUGGAUUUGAUCGUUGCUACAAUUCUUUUAAGUUUACUUAUUCAUUUCUUUGACAAAUACUUCAAAGAAAAGGCCAUUAACGGGAUUUACCAAGUUUAUUUAGCCUGUAGUAAAAACGAAGAGCUAAAGAAAAACAAAGAUAUUUUCAAAGAGCUUUUAAGCUUGAAGAAAGAGUUGAAUCGCACAAGCAGUCAAGAUGAGUUUGCCAAAUGGGCUCGUUUGAACAGAAAGUAUGAAAAGCUGAAUCAAGAGUUAGAAAACCAGUCUACCGUUGUUCAAAGAUUCCAGGAAACAUUCAAAAAAUUCGUUAGUAUUGUGCUUUGGAUAUUGACUAGAGGAUUCCGAUUCUACAUGCAGUACAAGAAGUCCAAAGCACCUGUCUUUUUCUUACCAGCGUUUUUACUUCCCCCUUGGGCUUUGUGGUUUUUGUCUCUUCCACGAUCUAAAUAUGGUUCUGUCAGCUUGACCGUAUGGAACUAUGCAGUGGGAAAGACAAUAUCUUCUUUCCUUUAA